Messenger RNA from Plasmodium gonderi, 753 nucleotides. RefSeq lists its product as hypothetical. The record is from RefSeq and is a predicted model, not a curated record. The transcript is spliced from 6 exons. NCBI's taxonomy places the organism in Eukaryota, Apicomplexa, Aconoidasida, Haemosporida, Plasmodiidae. The coding region runs from base 1 to 753 and encodes 250 amino acids.
AUGGUUCCUACGCCUCAAAAGUUAAUCAUUCAUUACCACCAUUGUUCUAUACAAGGUGUUGGUGAUAUAUUUAUAGACUCCAUAAAUGUUCAAUUGUUUUUUUUAAAAAAAGUUUUAAAUUGUCCUUUCAUACAUCUGGUUCAAGAAGUACAUCCGUUCAGCAACUAUGGUUCUUACCCCUAUGCUUUCAAUACCCUAGAAGGAAAUAUUCUAUUUGAUGUGGAAAUUAUUGACUACAUGAAAAAUAUAUACCUGUUUGACUCGAUUGAGUAUGAACCCUACUUUGGAGUAAUAAAUGAGCUGAAGGGAAUCUUGUUAUACUACCUCUGGGUAAAUGACGAGAUUUAUAACAAUUUUACCAAAAAGGUAUAUGAAAGUAGAUUUUUUUAUUUGUAUUAUGUUUAUCUAACGAGAAGGUUAAGACGAGAAAACUUUGAAAAGUGCCAAAUGACUGGAUUAAAGAAUCAUAAUUUUAAUAUAACAAGGUUGAAGACAAUUUUAAAUAUCUUGGACAACGUUUUAUGCAAUCGUGAUAAUUCCGCGCACGAAAAGCACGACAUUUGUUAUUUUGACUCUAUGUGCUUUUCUGUUUUGUCCAUACUUUAUUCCAUUCCCGCAAAAUUGAACGAGGAUCUGCAAGACGCUUUGCUCUCAAAGCCAAGUUUAAUAGAAUUUGUGAAGAGGCUCAACGAAAGGUACAAAGUAUGGGAAAAUGAAAAAUCCUUUCUAUUAGGUGUCACGGAAGCAAAGUGA